Messenger RNA from Zerene cesonia (dogface butterfly), 2716 nucleotides. It is a transcript of the gene Rsph3, whose product is annotated as radial spoke head protein 3 homolog. NCBI's taxonomy places the organism in Eukaryota, Metazoa, Arthropoda, Insecta, Lepidoptera, Pieridae. The record is from RefSeq and is a predicted model, not a curated record. The coding region runs from base 116 to 1939 and encodes 607 amino acids. The transcript has 9 exons. Gene Ontology annotation, cellular component: cilium.
UAAAACGUCGUAACCAGCGCACACAGCGGUCUCAGAGCCGGCCGGCCGCCGCUGACCACCGGCCGUCUCGCCACCGCGCCGCCGCGAUGGCCUGACCCGAGUCACCCGCGACACAAUGCCCCCGGUGAACAUUAAGGACAAUGAGCCGAACGCGUUUACCGUUAUCAACCACGACGUUCCGAAGGCAUCGCUGGCGCGCAAUGUGAACAUCGUCAGACCGCUGGAGCGCGAUGAGCCGCGCGGGCCGCUGCCGAGCGCACCGCGCCCCCGCCCCGCGCCCAACACCCUGCUCGACCCCAAGUUCUCCCGGGCCCUCGACUUCAAACUCCGCCGGCUCAAGGAGAAGGAAAUAUUAGAAGCGAACCUUCGCCGCCCGACGCGCUUCCGGCCUCGCAACGGGCCCCUCGCCGCCUCCAAUCCGAACAUCUACAAGGAUUCUCCUAAAAUGCACAUUAAAGCGAUGAGCCAGUCGCACCCUCGCAUCAAUCACGUGGCCGGGAAAGAUGAGCUCCCUAAAUUAACAACAAAAUCGGACAAAUCACCGGCUCCCUCAAAAAGCAAAGGUCGAAUAUCAGUAUCCAACGACGGUGACAAGCCACGCUUUGUGACCACUGUAAAAACCGGACAGUUCUUGUUGCCUCCCCCGGAGGUCGCGUGUCUGUUGGGACUGGAGACUCUGUACCCACCCAAAGAACGUGAGAAAAUCGUGUACUCGUAUGCAAGCAAACCAAAAGCUGUAGCAAAUCGCACAAAACGCUCUCUGUCCGACAAGAAAGUAGAAACAUCAUAUAUAUGCCCUAAUAUCGAUGGGAGGAAACGCAUCAAGGCUGGAGAUGCUUUUAAAGGAGUUCGAGCCCUCGUGGCGGGAGUGGUCGGAGUGCAACACUUGCUCGACGAACGAGAUCAGCUUGGAAGCAUGGCGACGGGCGUCACGGGCGCUACGGGAGCUACAGGCGCUACGGGUGCUACGGGCGCUACGCAGUACUCCAACGUGAUGCACGACAAGCGCGUGGUGCGCGGCAGCACGUUCGCGACGCACCCGCACGCUGCAGGUGACGGCGUGGAGAGCGCGGCGGCGCGCGCGGCGCGCACGCGACGGCGCGCGCUCGCCCGCCGCGCGGCGCUCGCGCGACUGCGGCCCGGCACGCCGCCGCCCGCGCCCGGCCGCCGCCACCAUCCCAUACAGACGGAGUACUAUCUAGAAGAGCUAUUCGACAAAGGCGUGGAGAUGGAGGUUGGUGUCCAAACAGACCUGUUCGUUGACCGGCCAGCCACGCCCAUGUACGUGCCCGCCAAAACUGGCGCAGACGCAGCCACACAGAUCUACCCUGGUGAUCUGUUCGAUUUCGAUAUAGAAGUGCAGCCGAUCCUGGAGGUGCUGAUUGGUAAGACGGUGGAGCAGGCGCUGGCGGAGGUAGCGCAGGAGGAGGAGCUGGCGACGCUCCGCGAGCAGCAGCGCCGCUACCGUGAGCUACGCGACGCCGAGCUGGCCGAGCGGCAGCGCCUCGCCGCGCAGGACUUGCGCCUCGAGCACGAGAAGGAGCGGCGCGUGGCAGAGGGUCGCGCGGCGCGCGCGGCGGCGCUGGAGGCACGGCAGCGCGUGGCGGCAGCGGCGCUGGUGCAGGGCUACGUGGCCGAGCUGCUGCCUUCCGUGCUGGCCGGCCUGCGCGACGCUGGCUACCUCGUGCGCCGCCUGCACAGAGGUGUUGAAGAAGAGUUCAUGCCGUGGUUGGUAGAGGAAGUGUCCAAAGAAAUUGAAUCGAUCAUCACGAGUCGAGACGUUAUUAGUGAGAUAGUGCGCGAAGUGGUGGAGGCGCGCGCGGAGCUGUACCGCGCGGCCGGCGAGCGCACCGCGCAGCGCCGCUCGCCGCCGGACUCCCUCACGCCGCCCUCCGAGCCGCAGGAGGAGGAAGACGGUAAUGAAGACCAACCACAAUAAUGCUACAAGUCUUGCUGUGGCGACGUCUGCAUCUGGAGAUGAAGUCUUGUUGUAUUGAUAAUUUCAUUUGUGUUUUUUAAUGUUUAGAUUUAUUAGGCUACAAGAUAAAUAUUUUAGUUAUUUUCUUCGUUCCGUCUGCAAAUUUUGAAAAAGGAUUCGAUUUUCUUAGGAAAAUAUAAAUGAAAUAGGUACAUACAAAAAACCUAAUAUUUACAACAAUUAUGCAACACAUUGAUGUACCGAUUGGACCUAAAAUUGACUAAAUUAAGUAAACGAAAUGCCGCAAGCAUUUUCGAUGAUUAUGUUUUACAGUUUUCUUAAUUUAAGCGUUAAACAAAAGUUAUUUCAGUGUAUCUGUAAUUACGACGACGAUGUGGUGAUUGUUUGAUAUGUAACUAGGUCCUAAUACUUACUGCUCAGGUUAGUGUCAAAAGCAUCACUAUUACUAUAACGUGUUAAAAUUAAUAAUAUUCCUGUCUACAGCUGUUUACACAACAUUGUAACAUUUUAUUUUGAUUCCUUAAAUCAUAUUAGUGGAUAAGUUUUUACUAAUAAUUCAGCCGUGUCUGAUUUAUUCCAAUGUUUGAAUCGGUUCUUAGUGAAUGAAUGAAUUAAUGUUACCUUAAAAUUAAAUGUCAGAUGGCGGCACUACGUUCGGUAGUUGAUUAAUUAGACAAAAUGCCCUAAAUGACGACCUUGGAAUAUAUCGUGCACUGAGUGUAGAUUUGUAGAAUAUUUAGAUUUUUAUGUUGUUUUUCUACAAAUACAUUAAAAGAU